This is a messenger RNA of Mesocestoides corti, 1179 nucleotides long. Lineage: Eukaryota; Metazoa; Platyhelminthes; Cestoda; Cyclophyllidea; Mesocestoididae. The record is from the annotation of a GenBank genome assembly.
AUGGAAUAUAAAUAUUACUAUCCCAAAGGCACCAACAGACAACAAGUUCCCGCUACUGAAAUGCUUCUCUUUCUACUCAUCUCAGUUGUUCUUGUUAAGACAGCCGAAGUAAGAAGCGGUGAUGCCUUGUUAACUCUUCGAAGUGGUGUUUCCUUAAAGGGCACCAAAUGGACCGUCGAUGGUGUGGAGGUGGACGCAUAUCUAGGCAUCCCAUUUGCAAAGCCACCUAUUGGCGACCUUCGUUUUGCUCCUCCAGUCGAGGCAAGAUUGUGGAAGGGUGAACGUGAUGCCACACAGCGUCCAAACACCUGCUGGCAGUACCUUUUCAGUGGUUUCGACUUGGCCAAUCCUGCUGCGCGCGUGUGGAUCAACAAUACGGGGAUGAGUGAAGAUUGUCUCUAUCUCAACGUGUGGGUGCCUGCGAAUAUGCCGCAGGAUGGCAAGCCACUACCUGUGAUGGUGUGGAUUUUCGGAGGAGGCUUCUUCAGUGGAACGUCCACACUCGACGUCUACGAUGGCAAGUUUCUUGCAGCUAAGGAGGGCGUCAUUGUGGUAUCCAUGCAGUACCGUUUGGGACCGUUUGGUUUCCUGUACGUGGAUUCGGAGGUUGACGGAAACAUGGGUCUCUUGGAUCAACGCCUUGCUCUCAAGUGGGUUCAAAAGCACAUUGCGAAAUUCGGAGGUGAUCCGACGAAAGUGACUUUGUUCGGGGAGUCAGCUGGUGCGGCGAGUGUCACGUUGCAGUACCUCUCGCCCGAGUCCCGUCCGCUCUUCCAGCGCAUGAUUCUUCAAAGUGCAAGCGCUCUCAACAGAUGGGCUUUGUCCACGAAAUCGGUGGCUCACGACGCAGGCCUUGCGUUCAUCAAGACAAGCAACUGCUUCAAGAAUGGAAAAAAUUUAAAGAGGGCUGUGAAAUGCCUCAAAAAGCUGCCAGCUGAGACUCUGUUUGACAGACUGUAUGAGCUGUCAGUUGCAUCAACAGCUAGACGCCAAAAACGCCUCUCUUCGCUGUCUCCUGCACAGUGGCCUGCCACAUUCCUCACCUCUGCUGCUCAGUACUUCGAGGUCAUCAUGCGUCCCGUUCUUGAUGGCAAAUUCUUGCCGGAUUGCCCGACAACCCUGCUCAAGUCCAUUCAGGAGGGCCAGGCGCCAGAGGCUCUGGUCGGCAACGUGGACAAG